Molecule: messenger RNA, 456 nt
Organism: Linum tenue
Lineage: Eukaryota; Viridiplantae; Streptophyta; Magnoliopsida; Malpighiales; Linaceae
Source: the annotation of a GenBank genome assembly
UUCAACCUCCGGCGCCUUCAUGGUCACCUCUGCCGUUGUCGAUCUCCGUCGUCAUCCUCGACACCGUUGCCUUCCAUUUUGUUCCUUCUCAUCGAUUUCCAAAAGAAAGAGAGAGGAAUACGGUAGAUUGAGUGAGAGAUCGGGGAGGCUGACGAAAAGCCAUCGUCUUUGGACUUUGGUUUGUGAUCAAGGAUUGUUUCGAUUCUAUCUUCCCCCUUUCUUCGUUUCCCUAUAUCAAUUUCUUUGGACUUUCUUCGUUUAUUGCAGAGGAAGAAAGGGAAUGAAUCUGCUGGACCUCCUUCGUUUAUUGCAGAGGAAAAAAGGAAAUGAAUCUGCUCGACUUCCUUCUUUUAUUGCAGAGGAAGAAUGGGAAUGAAUUUGCAGAGAAGCUAGAGAGCUCUCUGUUGCUUAUAGAUUUUUGUUAGAAAUAAAUACUCAACGAAAUAUGAAUUUAAC